Phaeoacremonium minimum UCRPA7 is the source of this 768-nucleotide messenger RNA. RefSeq names its product putative nucleoside-diphosphate-sugar epimerase protein. The record is from RefSeq and is a predicted model, not a curated record. The coding region runs from base 1 to 768 and encodes 255 amino acids. Lineage: Eukaryota; Fungi; Ascomycota; Sordariomycetes; Togniniales; Togniniaceae. The transcript has 2 exons.
AUGCAUAUUAUUUUGACUGGCGCCACAGGGCUGGUCGGGUCGGCUGUCCUUGAUGCCCUAAUCAAGAACAAGGCAGUGACCCAGAUAAGCAUCAUUAGUCGGCGGCCUGUGAAGAUGGCCGAUGACGCACGCGACAGCCGAAUUAGAGUGAUAAUCCACAAAGACUUCGAAAAGUACGACGAAGAACUUCUAUCCCAGCUCAAAAACGCAAAAGGUUGUGUCUGGGCGUUGGGUAUUAGUCAAAACCUGGUAGGAAAGGAGGAAUACGUCAAAAUCACAAAAGACUACGCGCUAGCGGCAGCGCGUGCUUUCCAGAACCUGCCCCCAGAGAAUGAGCCAUUCAAUUUUGUUUACGUCUCUGGAGGCGGUACCACCCUCAAGCCAGGACGGUUCACGCCUCUCUUCGCGCGUGUCAAGGGUGAGACUGAGCUCGCUUUAUCGGAGAUGCGAACAGCAAAUCCGUUGUUUCACGCGAUGUCAAUGCGUCCUUAUUUCAUCGACUACAUCGCGCACGAUGCCAUCAAACCGUAUAUCCCCAACCAAGGUCUUAUUCGGUCGACAGCCAUGGCAGCCAUUGGUCCUAUCAUUCGGGCUGGAGUCAAGAGUCAGUGGAGUCCUACGAUUCCCCUGGGUCAGUUUCUUGUAGAACUGGCGGCUGGCGGGUACCGAAAUCAAUUACAAGGCGAUGGAAUUGAGAAGCUCGCUGAAUUCGCCAUCAUUGACAACCUUGCAUUUCGGAGACUGGUGGGCCUAGACAAGCAUGCAUGA